ACUGUCUGAAAAAGAUAUAAGAAAUUGCACCUCUUACAAUACAUCCAGUCUCCACCUGAAGGCUUCUGAAUAACAAAUAUGUGAACAUCAUUAGCUGUAUCUGCCCUAUAGCCUGCAUGUUGUUAUCUAUUGCUCUGUUUAUGUUGUCAUCUAUUGUUUUGGUUACUGUAUUUGUUUUAGCUUUGAGCCAGCCUGAUGGCUAAUGUCUAGUUUUUAGUGAUGAAUGACUCUGUUUGCUUUGUAGUUUUAACAGCCCCCCCACCCCACCCCCAGAUAUGAUAAUGACUCGUAAAACAUCAUACCAAAAUGACUACCAGCUGGCUAACACUGGCACAUUUACUAUUAUUUUGAUUAAUGCAAUGUCCUUUUAAAAUAAAUAGAAAGAGAAUAAAUGAAAGUGAUGUGGUACAGUUGUGGCGUGGCCUAAUGGACCUUUCCACUACACGGGAUCUGCAGUUGCUGCGCUUUUCUUUUUGUUGUUUUAGUCACUCAGUCAGUUUUAAAUGAUCAAAACCAGGGGUGAAAAGCAGAGUGAAGAAAAAUCAACAGUGGCAGUAGAAAACCCCAAUAAACCUCCUGGAGACAGAAAAUACAUACUAGGGCCGCCAUAACGCAACAUUAUAGAUCACAGGGAAAAAAAAUCAGAGAGGCCUUUACAGUCUUUGUGCCCUGCAGGAAAUGCACACACGCAAGGCAAGGGACACAUCCAUAAUGUUAGUUGUUUCCGUUUUUAUAAACUGUCUUUAACCCUUUUAUUGUGUUACCAGCAUUGCGUUUGCAAGUUAAAAUGUAUGAAAAGUACAAAACUGAAGGUGGUGGUAUAUACAGUCAGAGGGCGGCACUAAUACAAUACCGACCGUAUCAGUCGCAGUAAAACGUCAGACCGAAGGAGAAGAAGUCGGCCACGCCCCUCCACCUGGCUCCGGCGGCUCGUAGUUAGCGGCUAACGGAGAAAUGGACGGAGUUCUGAGCAACGCCUUCCCGGCUGGAGAGGAAAGCGACAGCAGUAAUGACGAGUGGGACAUCGGGACUUUUUCCGAUAAAAAGUCUCAUUGCAAUAAGGACUCUGAUGCUGUCGUACCACAUGCGGAAGAUAAUGUGUCAUUGCUGAAGAGGGCCAUCAAUGAAGGAGACACUGGAACUGUUGAACGACUAUUAGACAGUGGCAUGGAUGUUGAGACCAGACUUGGCUUUGAAUGGACUCUCCUGAUGUGUGCAGUCAGUGUGGCUAACUAUGACGUAGCCAAACUGCUGCUGGACAGAGGGGCCAGUGCCAGUUUCAGCAAAGAUCAGUGCACGGUUCUCAUGGCCAGCUGCAUGGCAUCUGCCAGCGAAGACAAAAUUGCACGCUGUGUGGAGCUUCUGCUGUCCAGAAACGCUGAUCCCAACAUGGUGGACAGGUCUCAAAUGACCUGUUUAAUGCUCGCAGCCAGGGACGGCCACAGUAAAGUCAUCAACAUACUGGUGUCUCAUGGUGCAGAAAUCAACUUCCAGACUCCCAGCGGAUACACAGCUUUGUCUGUAGCAGUGCAGUAUGGCAGAGAGGAGGCAGUGCUGAAGCUUCUCCAGUUGGGAGCAGACAAAACCAUAAGGACAAAGGGUGGCAAGAGUCCUGCUGAUCUGGCUGAGAUCUUCAACCACCCACAGAUAGCAAGGCUCCUGACCUCUCCAACAAACGUUCCUCCAAUGGGUGCAACGGCCAAGAUUGACACCCUCACUAAGUUUUCUGAACCCCUGCCUUCCAAAGAAAGUGUAACCGGGCUUGAUGACUUUAAGCUUCUCCUAGAAGGCCUCGAUCUUGGCUACGUUGCUGACAUCUUGACUGAAAAUGACAGCACCUGGAGUUACCUGUUGACCCUGGAGAAGGAGGACCUUGAGAAGAUUGGUCUCACAGACCCAGAGGACCAGCAGAAGCUCCUGAGUGCUGUGCAGCAGAUGAAUCCUGACAAAGUGGACCUUGACGCAUUCAGCCAACUGGAGGUAUCCGACACUGGGAGUGAAGAGCUAACAAACUUCCUCAUAAGUGUGAGUCAGCAGUUCUGCUACUUGACGGAGGCAAUUCAGGACGUCAUCCGCCAUUUUCCCAGCCAUCCGUCUCAGCUGGUCUUCUCACUAGACCCCAAGAAGGAGGGCCAGGCUGUCUGCAACCAACUAAUGGUCCAGACUAAAGACCUGCAGAAGGAAGUCAUCUGCCUCCGCAAUCUACUAUUCCAGAUGGAUGAAGCCAAAGAUAAUUGUCAGCCUCCUCAACCUGCAUCCUCCAGAAACAGGAGGAUGGGGUACCUGACCACAGUUGCUCUGGGCACGCUGGGAGCCGGCGUCCUCAUACUACUGUACAAAACAACCAGUGGAAAGGUUUACAUGCUGUGAACCUCAUCAUAGCAUUUUGUGUUUGAAUGUUUUCUGUUAUAAAAGUUAUAAUGGGCUAAUAUGUUUUAGAGUUUUGACAAAAGACACUUAUUUUUGAUUCAGUGUCAUUUUGUUCCCAAGUUAUAAUUUCUUUUGGGAAGCGUUUGUCGUGUACAGUCAAACUAAGAUUAAAAUGUGCACAUUUUUGUUUGAACAGA
Molecule: messenger RNA, 2567 nt
Organism: Mugil cephalus (flathead mullet)
Lineage: Eukaryota; Metazoa; Chordata; Actinopteri; Mugiliformes; Mugilidae
Gene: asz1
Product: ankyrin repeat, SAM and basic leucine zipper domain containing 1
Exons: 14
Coding region: 955-2370 (471 amino acids)
Biological process (GO): piRNA processing
Cellular component (GO): pi-body
Molecular function (GO): protein binding
Source: RefSeq, a predicted model, not a curated record